CUUCCCGCCGGACCCCGCGGCCGGGCCGAAGGCGGGCGCCAUGUCGGAGCGGGGGCCGAAGUGGGCCUGCGAAUACUGCACGUACGAGAACUGGCCGUCGGCCAUCAAGUGCACCAUGUGCCGGGCCCAGAGGCCCAGCGGGACCAUCAUCACCCAGGACCCGUUCAAGGGCGGCUCGAGCGACGGGGGCCGCGACUGGGCCCCCGGCAGCCCCGAGGGCGGGGGCAGCCCGCUCAUCUGCCCCGACUCCAGCGCCCGGCCCCGCGUCAGGCCCUCCUUCGGCACGGACGGGGCCGCCAAAUGGUCGUGCCACAUGUGCACGUACUUGAACUGGCCCCGGGCCAUCCGCUGCACGCAGUGCCUGUCCCAGCGGCGGACCAGGAGCCCCACGGAGUCGCCCCAGUCGUCCGGCUCGGGCCCCAGGCCGGGGCCCUUCGCCGCCGACCCCUGCGAGGAGUACAACGACCGGAACAGGCUGAACGCCGGGACGCGGCACUGGACGUGUUCCGUUUGCACCUACGAGAACUGGGCCAAAGCCGGGAAGUGCGUGGUGUGCGAUCACCCGCGGCCCAACAACGUGGAGGCCGGCGGGCUGGGGGAGACGGAGGAGGCCUCCUCCCUCAUCAACGAGCAAGACCGGGCCCGCUGGAGGGGCGGCUGCAGCGGCGGCGGGAACGGCCAGAGGCGGUCCCCGCCCGCCGCCAGGCCGGACUCGGAAGUCAAGAUGGACUUCCAGAGGAUCGAGCUGGCGGCCGGAGCCGUGGGCUGCCAGGAGGAGCUGGAAGUGGACUUCAAGAAGCUCAAGCAGAUUAAGAACAGGAUGAAGAAGGCCGACUGGCUGUUCCUCAACGCCUGCGUGGGCGUCGUGGAAGGUGACCUGGCGGCCGUAGAAGCGUACAAGUCGUCGGCGGGAGGAGGAGACAUCGCCCGCCAGCUCUCCGCGGACGAGGUGCGCCUCCUGAACCGCCCGUCCGCCUUCGACGUGGGCUACACCCUGGUGCACCUGGCCAUUCGCUUUCAGAGGCAGGACAUGCUGGCCAUCCUGCUGACCGAGGUGUCCCAGCACGCUGCCAAGUGCAUCCCCGCCAUGGCCUGUCCGGAGCUGACCGAGCAGAUCCGCCGGGAGGUGGCCGCCUCCCUCCACCAGCGCAAGGGAGACUUCGCCUGCUACUUUCUAACCGACCUCGUGACAUUUACGUUACCCGCAGACAUCGAAGACCUGCCUCCGACGGUCCAGGAAAAGCUGUUUGACGAAGUGCUCGAUCGGGAUGUUCAGAAAGAGCUGGAAGAAGAGUCGCCCAUCAUCAACUGGUCUUUGGAGCUGGCCAGCCGCCUGGACAGCCGGCUCUACGCGCUCUGGAACCGGACCGCGGGGGACUGCUUGCUCGACUCGGUGCUGCAGGCCACCUGGGGCCUCUUCGACAAGGACUCCGUGCUGCGGAAAGCCCUGCACGACAGCCUGCACGACUGUUCGCAUUGGUUCUAUCCACGCUGGAAAGAGUGGGAAUCCUGGUAUUCGCAGAGCUUUGGGUUACACUUUUCCCUGCGGGAGGAGCAGUGGCAGGAGGACUGGGCGUUCAUCCUCUCUCUGGCCAGCCAGCCCGGAGCCAGCUUGGAGCAGACGCACAUUUUCGUACUUGCACAUAUUCUCCGACGUCCCAUUAUAGUGUACGGAGUCAAAUACUAUAAGAGCUUCCGAGGAGAAACUCUCGGGUACACGCGCUUUCAAGGCGUCUACCUGCCGCUGCUGUGGGAGCAGAGUUUCUGUUGGAAAAGCCCCAUCGCGUUGGGCUACACGCGGGGCCACUUCUCGGCCCUGGUCGCCAUGGAGAACGACGGCUACGGGCACCGCGGGGCGGGCGCGCACCUCAACACCGACGAUGACGUCACCAUCACUUUCCUGCCCCUGGUGGAUAGCGAGCGCAAGCUGCUGCACAUCCACUUCCUCUCCGCUCAGGAGGUCGGGAACGAGGAGCAGCAGGAGAAGCUGCUGCGGGACUGGCUGGACUGCUGCGUCACGGAAGGCGGCGUGCUCGUGGCCAUGCAGAAGAGCUCGCGGCGCCGGAACCACCCCUUGGUCACGCAGAUGGUGGAGAAGUGGCUGGACCGCUACCGCCAGAUCCGGCCCUGCACCGCCCUGUCGGACGGCGAGGACGACGAGGACGACGAGGACGAGUGAGGGGCCGCGGCGGGCCAGGGCCGGCCGGGGCCCGGUGCUGUCCAGAGGAGCCCGAGUCGCGCCGCCACCGCGGAGCCGCGCGCGCCCCGGGACGGACUCGGCCUCGCGGCGCCCGGCCCCACGGGUCUUCUGGGCGCUCGCUGCCCCCCUCCGCUCCCCCCUCCGCCGCCGCCGCCGCCGCCGGGUGCGGAGAUGGUGGAGAGGGGAGGGAGGGGAAGUCGUCGGUGGUGGCGAGAGCGCUUGGGUGGACUAGAGUUUGUAAAAAGCUAAUUUUAUUAUCCAGACAGAACACUUGGUUUUUUCUCUCGGGAACUGUAAAUCUGUCUAUAAAUGUCCUGCAUGUGGCUCCGUGUGCGUGCGCGUGCGGGGGCGUGAGUGCGAGUGAGUGCGUGCCCCCGGGGAGCCCCAGACGCUCCUCCCCGUGCAGUGAGAGAGACCCCCACCUUCCCCGGGACGGCCCGGCGUGCCGGCCGGUGCGGGAUUGGCACCGCCGGCCCGGGAGGCUCGCUGGCCUCUGGCCACGCCUGGCCCGAGGGCCGGCCCGGCUGGCGCUCUGGGGGCACAGAGCGUGCCCUCGCCGGAAGCACGCUCGGUGUCGGAUUCAUUUAGUUCCCGCCGUGCCCCUCACGGAUCAGACUGUGGAAGGAAAGCCAAAUUCCUCGUGUGAACCGCCGCAGGACGCCUGUCCUGUUUCCUGAGGCCUCUCCCUCUUCCGCUUCCUCGGCCUCUCCCCACUAGAAACUCAGCCUUUUUUUCCGUGUCUGUCUCUCCUGGGAUUUCCGAUCGUCGGUGUGGAAAAAACCGAGUGAAGCUAAAUUCCCGUUCCCGGCCAGCCCCUCAGCCGGAGCCCGGCGUGAGGCAGCCUCCGGGUGGGUCUCCCGGCUGGAAGGGGCCCCGCGAGGCCCGGGAAGACCCCCGGUAAGACAUCGGGCGGCGGGCCGCCCCCACGCUCGGCCAGGGAUAUCCCCUCUCCCAGGCACGCGGCGCGGAGUGGCCGAGCGUGGGGUCUCCUCCGGCUUCCACGGGCCCUCGGCAGGGGCUGGAACCAAGGCGGCCCCCCGGGGUCACGUCAUCCCCCCACGAGGGUCCCGCCGGGCUUCCCAGCCCGCCCUGGGGUGGGGAGACGGGGGCGGCGGUCCGAGCCACGCGCCGUGCGCCGGGGUUUCCUGGACGGAGAACUGCUUGCAUGUGGAUUUGCUGUGGUCGUUCUUGUAAGUGUUCCUUUAAGUGUCCGCUCAGAGUCCGUCCUUCGGUGGAAAGACCUCGAUAAACGACUGCCCGGCCGCAUCAGCCGUGCCAUCCGGGUUGGGUGAAGAUGGGUUCCCUCGGGAGCCCGAAAGAAAGCCCGGCGGGACGCCCACCCGCCCGCCCGCCCGCUCGCCCACCCGCCCGCUGAGCUCUGCUGCUGCUGCUGCUGUCGUUGCCCUGCCCCCCCGGGUCCGGGGAGGGUGGCGGGGAGAGCCUCGCCUUGCGCUGCCAGACUUUGGAAACUCAAGUUGGGGAAGAAUCCCACCAGAAAUCUCUCUUGCCCCGACCCCCCCCACUCCCCGCCCCCCGGUAGUUUAAGGCUGUGAAAACCCCAAGGAAUUUGCUGCUUUUUCUUCCAAAUGCUGCUUAGAUGGUAUUGAAAUGUACACAACUCCUAGGUCUUGGUGGCCAUACACCAAAAAUAUAGAAAUACUAAUGUGCUGUGCAAAGUUUGCCAUUUUUUU
Tachyglossus aculeatus (Australian echidna) is the source of this 3891-nucleotide messenger RNA. RefSeq names its product zinc finger RANBP2-type containing 1 (gene ZRANB1). The transcript has 9 exons. NCBI's taxonomy places the organism in Eukaryota, Metazoa, Chordata, Mammalia, Monotremata, Tachyglossidae. Gene Ontology annotation, cellular component: nucleus; cytoplasm. Gene Ontology annotation, molecular function: K63-linked polyubiquitin modification-dependent protein binding; cysteine-type deubiquitinase activity. The record is from RefSeq and is a predicted model, not a curated record. Gene Ontology annotation, biological process: protein deubiquitination involved in ubiquitin-dependent protein catabolic process; protein K33-linked deubiquitination; protein K29-linked deubiquitination. Bases 41 to 2179 code for a protein of 712 amino acids.